CUGCGAACAACCAUUUUGAAGUCCUUUGCGAAUUUGUUUUUCCGGGUAAUCGAUCGAGGACGUCCGCUUCAUAAUGUCUGACGCGGAAGGAGAUGGUAAGCCCGCUGCAACCCCAGCCGCCGCCGCCGCUGUUGGUGGUCCAAUGGAUGUUAACACAGCUCUGCAAGAAGUACUGAAAACUGCAUUGAUUCAUGACGGUCUUGCAAGGGGUUUGCAUGAAGCAGCCAAAGCUCUUGACAAACGACAAGCUCAUCUGUGUGUUCUUGCCAACAACUGUGAUGAACCAAUGUAUGUAAAGCUGGUGGAAGCUCUGUGUGCAGAGCAUGGUAUUAACCUUCUCAAAGUGGAUGACAAUAAAAAGCUUGGUGAAUGGGCCGGUCUAUGCAAGAUUGAUAGAGAGGGAAAAGCAAGAAAGAUUGUAGCAAGCAGCUGUGUAGUUGUGAAGGAUUAUGGUAAAGAUUCCCAAGCAUUAGAUGUGCUCAAUGAAUACUUUAAAUCUAAACGAUGAAGUCCUCACCAUCGCGGACAAGUUUAUCCAACGAUGUAGACAUUUUUUGUCUGUAUUUUCCAUCUUAAAAAUAUUUCCUAAUAAACUUGUCGUUGAAAGUUA
Molecule: messenger RNA, 610 nt
Organism: Saccoglossus kowalevskii
Lineage: Eukaryota; Metazoa; Hemichordata; Enteropneusta; Harrimaniidae
Product: small ribosomal subunit protein eS12-like
Biological process (GO): translation
Cellular component (GO): ribosome
Molecular function (GO): structural constituent of ribosome
Source: RefSeq, a predicted model, not a curated record